GUUCCGUCCAUGGGCUGUGCUUUGUUGUGCGUCAAACCGUUCCAUCUUGCAGUCAAGUCAAAUCCGGCCAGUCCGACGUGUCGCUCGAUGCUGAUAAUGCAAAUUCAUUAGAGCAAACCUAACCGUGGACGAAUGUUAAAUGAGAACGAGAAUUCAUUUCGACGCACGGUACCGCAUGUAGAUACGACACGACAUGGUGUGAUAAAUAUUACCCCUGUGACUGUUUCCUAAUCAUUCGUGUGUAGAACUUGCGGAAGGUCGUGUACUCCUGUUUUUUGUUCUUUCACGCGAACCGUCGUAUUUUCGUCGCCCAACCGGAGAUUACUUGUCGCAGGCUGCAACUGUAAUGCGUUUAAUCCACAUGGGUCUCAACGAUCUGGUGCACUGGUAUCAAAAAAAGAUUGGAACGUAUGAUAAGCAGCAAUGGGAGAGGACUAUAGAGCAGCAUAUUCUUGACGGGCUUACGCACGUCCCGAUGAGAACAACGAAACUCAAAACGGAGCUGAUCGACGUGGAUCUCGUUCGCGGAUCCUCAUUUCCAAAAGCCAAGCCGAAGCAUGGUCUGUUGACGGUAGCUUGCCUAGCGUUUCAGCGACUCUUGUUCCUUCCGUUGUACAAAAAGUGGUGGAUACAGCAAACGAGUCAUCGCAUUUUUGUGCUUUUCUUGUUACUGUACAGCUUGCAAGCGAUCAAUCUCUUCCUGUAUUACGUUUACGCGAAUAGAGAAAAUGAGGCGGAAAUUGUGUCAAUGUCAGAAGUAUUAGUACCUGUUGUUAUGAUGUUUGUUCUGUGCAUUGUCCAUUCCCAUAUUGUGUCGACACAUUCAGGCCCUACUAUGACUUAUAAUCAAUCCAGACAACGAAUAACAAGACGCUCUCGACAUGUUAGAUGCAGAAAUGGGAAAUCGAGGCCUAGACAAAAUUUACGUGUACAUAAGGAUGCAAAAUCCUCUCAAGAUAUAAUUUCGGAGAAAGCGAGUACAGGAAGCGAAGAAGUAUUCACUGCAGUAAGAUUUGCUAAGAAAGUGGUCAUACAGAAUUCCUCAACUGUUAGCCAAUCUCAGGAACUUGCAAGUGCUCAAGUAGUAUAUGACAAAGAAUCGAUAAGUACAACCGGAGAAAAUUCUGAUCCCGCAAACGAAAGUUCAACUAAUCGUGAACAGCAAGAUGAUGUACCAGAGGAACAUGUACCAAACAUCCAUCAAGAUGACGAUGGCUUUGAGAGUUUAAAUGGUAAUGUUUCCAGUGAUAAUGACAAAGUGAUAGGCCGCGCACUGGUGCAGAGAAAUAAGUCACGACUGGGUGUAGCACAACAGAGUAAAGAUCAUAUGUCAUGGUCGGAAGACAGCACUGGCCAACAAAUUUCGACAAAGAACUCAGCACCUGACCCAUUAAAAAAUGAUGACAAUUUUACGGAUAGCAAAAGCAAUAUUCACGGCAAUCUUAAGGAUAAAGAUGCUUCAACGAAAGUAUUGGGAUCAAGAGAGACACGGCAGCAGUGCGAGAGCGAGGAAGAAGGCGAGUGUGAGGAAGCUACGACGCAUCAUCUCACGGAGGCAACAACUUCCGCCACGGAAUGGAUGGGAGUAACUACCAACAGUGACGAGUGUAGUUACAGCUCGGAACUCGGGGAAUCCGACUUGGCCAGCGAGACUAAUCUCAACUAUGGAGAGUUUGUGGAGCAUCCUUUCUCAUGGGAAUUUGAGUUACCGCCUUCGAUAUUAUUUAAUUCUACUUGCACAUCGUCCGAUCGCGUUUCGUGUACGAUUUGGACGCGGCGUGAUAUUAAAAAGGCUGAAUUAUCAGUGCUCGAUAUCAGUUCAGCGAUUAUCGCCAGAGUCGAAUCCAUGCCGGAGGGCAUGAAUUACUUUUACGGCGGUCUGAUACUCAGCGUCGCAUUAUGUCUCAUACCAUCGAUAAAACGGCUGAGUGAUCACAUUGGAUCAGAUAACAUCGGUAAUGCGUCCGUUAGUCUUUUGCCAAGUGAUAUGAUUCAGGUGAACUUUGAAACCUACACGGAUGUCUUGUGCAGAAUAAUUGGUAUCGCAUUCGGGAGCACUUUUUGGGAACGAACAGUGGUGCUAAUUUCAACGUUCGAACGAUUUAUGCUGUCAUGCUGUCUGUUUUUCCUGUUAGCAGUAGCGGAGCGAACGUACAAACAAAGACUUUUGUAUGCAAAAUUAUUUUCUCACUUAACAUCAUCCAGACGCGCGCGAAAGUCUGACCUGCCGCACUUCCGUUUGAAUAAAGUGCGCAAUAUAAAGACAUGGCUUAGCGUCAGAUCUUACUUGAAGCGAAGAGGUCCGCAACGAUCUGUAGACGUAAUUGUUUCAGCAGUGUUUAUUGUUACAUUAUUACUGCUGUCAUUUGUAAGUUUGGAAUUGAUUAAAGAUCUCGAAAGUCUGCACUCACGAUACAAUGUGGAAGCAUUAUUCUGGAGCUUCUCGCUUGGGAUAUUUAUAUUACGGUUUAUGACAUUAGGAACAAAGAUCAACAAAAAGUACAGAAAUCUCUCGGUAUUGAUAACUGAACAGAUCAACUUAUAUUUGCAAAUUGAGCAAAAACCACAUAAGAAGGAAGAGCUUAUGGUUGCAAAUAGCGUAUUGAAAUUAGCGGCUGACUUAAUAAAGGAAUUGGAGAGCCCAUUCAAAAUCUCUGGGCUGUCGGCUAAUCCGUAUCUAUACACCAUUACUAAGGUGGUGUUGCUGUCGGCACUCUCAGGAGUGCUUUCGGAACUGCUUGGUUUCAAGCUGAAACUACAUAAAAUAAAAAUCAAAUAGAGAAAUGUAAGAUAUGAUACGUGAGGGACAAGUCAUUGUCUAUCAAUCUCAGACUAUCUGCUGGAUUUGAACUUAAUCUAUCCUCAGCGAAAAUCGUUUGGCUUAAUAUUAUACUUAGUUAACUUUAAGAUACUUUAGAUUCGAGACUGUAAGUAAACAAAACCUUAUUUAACUAGUCAAAUUAAUGACAAUUCAAUAUAAUACUCAAUAUAUUCAAAAUUUAAAAAAGUUCGUAUUAAAAAAAGAUUUAUAGUUCUCACUAAAAAAAAUUAUUUCAAAUUUAUCAAAAAAUUUGAAGAAAAAAAGCAUAUGACUUUUCUUCUACACACAAUUCUUUGCUACAUGACUUUACUUCAUUUAUAUUGGAAGAAAGAUUGCAUAUUAUAUAUUAAUAAAAUAAUGAACAUAUUUCAUUAAAUUCAUGGCCAACUAAUUUAGCAAGAAAAAAUUAUAAUACGAGGGUGGCUCAAUAAUUAUUCGGAAUAUAUAAAAUUUAUUAAAAACGAAGUAAAAAAACUUACAAGUACAUCGCUUUGCAACGUAAUAUUUCCCCUUGCUUUCUAAUACGUAAUCUACAAAUUUAUGUGUUGAAAAGCAACGAGACUAUUUUGCGUAAUGACAUGAUGUAGCUUUUCUAUCGUUCUUAUAAAUUUUUUUAAUAUAUUUCGGAUAAAAUUACUUAUAUCCUCGUAUGUAGAUGAAAUCACUAACGCACACAUUUAACAAAGCAAUACAUUAUUGUAUGCUAUCUGAAUAUUGAUUAGCCUAUAACUUUUCGAGUUAUUGUAUAUUAUUAUUUUAUCACUAUUAGCCUACUAUGUUUAAUGUUGAAAAUUGUAUUAAAAAAAUUCUUGCACUUAAUGAAGAUGUGUAGAGUACUUGGAAUUUUUUUCAAUGUACAGUAUAAUUAUAUAUUGAAAAGGGCUCGACUGUGUAAGGACUUCCCUCAAGAGUUUUUUUUUAUAGUUUUAAAUUAAAAUUUUCUGAAUGUUGUAGUAAAUUAAUGUUGUUGUGAAUGGAAAACAUUCUAUUUUGUAUAUUAUCUUGCAUCUAUUUUAGCAAUUCAGAUUAUAGUAUCUAUUCGGACGAACAUAUUCACGAGCUUAAUUAAUGAUAACGAGAUCACUCAUCACGUAUAUCCUUAAGGCUAUGUAUGAGAGCGAAUCAAUAAUUGUCUUAAAUAUAUAUAUUUGUAAAAUUUAUUCAUAGCCCUAAUUUACAUUUACAUUAUUUUUUAACAUAGUUGCUUUUCGUCCAGUGUCCCAUAAAUUUAUUUGUGCUCUCAGAAGAAAAAUAUUUUUGAUCGAUUUCUCAGUUAAGCAUCACUUUUUUCAUAUUUUUAAUCGAUGAUAAGAGGAUGACUAAAAAUAGAUAGAAAUUCAAAGAAAUGAUUAUUAUUUGAGAAUGAUAUUUUUUACUGUUCGUUUUCUAUUCAAAGACAAUUCAAAGAAAUUUGCCUCAUAGGUCAUAAACAAGCCCUCAGACCACAAAUUUAUGCUGGACUAAAAACAAGAGGAAAAUAAAAAAAUAAUGUAAAUCUAAAAAUGUAAAUUGGAGCUUUAAUAAAUUUUAAUACAUUCUGGAUAAUUAUUAAUCGUUAUAUAAUUUGAUGACUUGCAAUAUAUUUUCGUAGAGAUAAAAUGUAUUUGAAAUGCGUGCAUAAGUAUAUUCAAGAAUUUAGAAUACAUUUGAGGCAUAUGUAAAUACUGUAUUACGAGAUAGAGUAUGUAUUAUGAGAAAAAUGGUACCUGUGCGAUAAUAAGAUUGAAUGUAAAUUAUUUUUCAAACAUGUUUAAACUUGAAAAAUAGAAGAAAUAAAAGCAAUUGUAUGUA
Messenger RNA from Wasmannia auropunctata (little fire ant), 4612 nucleotides. It is a transcript of the gene phtf, whose product is annotated as putative homeodomain transcription factor. The record is from RefSeq and is a predicted model, not a curated record. The transcript is spliced from 16 exons. Gene Ontology annotation, cellular component: endoplasmic reticulum. NCBI's taxonomy places the organism in Eukaryota, Metazoa, Arthropoda, Insecta, Hymenoptera, Formicidae. Bases 347 to 2779 code for a protein of 810 amino acids.